AGCAGCCGCCGUACCCCCGCCAGACGUCUGACGCCCACCUCCAUCUUCUCAUCUUUCCCCCUUCCCUCCAUAAAUCCCGACACCUCCUCUAAUGGAGGCGCUCGCCACCGCACCCGCGCCAUCACGUCCAGGCCUCCCACCUCCGACCCGCCGCUCGCAUCUCCGCCGCCCCAAAACCCUAGCCACCUCCAAGCUCCCUCGCCGCGUCACCGCCGCGCUUCCCAUGGACCGCGCCGCACCUCUUCGCUGCACUCCCGCCGAGACGGAUGCGGCGGCGACGACCUCGGACCAGGCCGAGACGGCAGCGGCGGCGGUGGCCGAAGCCACGGAGCAGGGCAACAACGGGGGCCCAGCGGGGAACGCCCCCGCCGCAAGCAUCGAGGGGCUCGACGGGAUAAAGAUCCGGAGGCGCCCGGUCACGGGCCCGUCCGUGCACCACGUGGGCCCCUUCCAGUUCCGCCUCGAGAACGAGGGGAACACGCCGCGCAACAUCCUCGAGAAGAUUGUAUGGAACAAGGACGUUGAGAUUUGGCAGAUGAAGGAGAAAAUGCCCUUGUACAGGCUGAAAGGCCCGCUGGACAAUGCGCCUCCGGCCAGGGACUUUGUUGCUGCGCUGAAAGCAUCGUACAAUCGGACUGCUCUGCCCGCUCUGAUUGCGGAGGUCAAGAAGGCUUCACCAAGCCGGGGGGUUCUUAGGGAGAAUUUCGACCCGGUCGAGAUCGCUCAAGCAUACGAGAAAAAUGGAGCAGCAUGCUUAAGUGUUCUUACAGAUUCAAAAUUCUUUCAGGGAAGUUUCGACUACUUGGAGGCUAUACGCAAUGCUGGAGUAAAGUGUCCUCUUCUGUGCAAAGAGUUCAUCAUUGAUGCUUGGCAGCUUUACUAUGCACGGUCUAAGGGAGCAGAUGCUGUUCUUCUGAUUGCUGCCAUCUUACCUGAUCGUGAUAUCAGUUAUAUGCUGAAAAUAUGCAAAAUACUCGGGAUGGCAGCUUUAGUUGAGGUGCAUGAUGAAAGGGAAAUCGACCGUGUUAUAGGGAUAGAUGGCAUUCAGCUUAUUGGCAUCAAUAAUCGUAAUCUUGAAACUUUCGAAGUUGACAUCUCAAACACCAAAAAGCUUCUGGAGGGUGAACGGGGACAACUUAUAGCCCAAAAGGACAUAAUUGUCGUAGGCGAAUCUGGACUGUUUACGCCUGACCAUGUUUCGUUCGUUCAGGAUGCCGGGGUCAAAGCGAUUCUUGUCGGGGAAUCCCUCAUCAAGCAGGACGAUCCUGGGAAAGCAAUCGCUGGGCUUUUUGGUAAAGACAUCUCACCCAUGAGUAGUGCUGCGUAAAUAGAAGAAAGGGUAAGGAUCGUGAAUUACUGGAUCUCUCAUAUUUUGUAUAGAAAAAACAGAGCGGUAUGCGCUUUUGGAGAGUUUUGGUCAGCAGUUUUGUUUACCUGGCCAGUAUCGGCGUUCUCCCCUCACCACUGUUUCCUGGAAGUUGUAACCGGCCUCUUUAUUCAAAGGAUGCAAUUGAAGAGAGAUGAUCAAAUAAGUUGGCUUUAGUUGUUA
Molecule: messenger RNA, 1549 nt
Organism: Hordeum vulgare subsp. vulgare (domesticated barley)
Lineage: Eukaryota; Viridiplantae; Streptophyta; Magnoliopsida; Poales; Poaceae
Product: indole-3-glycerol phosphate synthase, chloroplastic-like
Exons: 10
Coding region: 92-1327 (411 amino acids)
Biological process (GO): L-tryptophan biosynthetic process
Molecular function (GO): phosphoribosylanthranilate isomerase activity; indole-3-glycerol-phosphate synthase activity
Source: RefSeq, a predicted model, not a curated record